CCGGAAAAUAGAGCACAACUCUACAGCAGCAUCACCGCUAACAAAGUGAACAAGACAAUCAUCGAGUGCUGAAAUAGUACAAAACGAAGAAGAUGCCGUCUCUUACCAAAGGUCGCGGUCAUCACUCGGUGAUGUUACGGGAUUUCGCUUCCGAAGAUCCGGAUGAGACCGCCACGUCGCUGUUAAUGCAUAAAAGAGGAUCGCUGCUGUCUGAUUCUUAAGGCUUAAAUUCAAUUCUGUGCAUCUUAGUUUUUUAUCUUGUUUGAUGAUGAAGAUUUUGCUGCUAUUGGUAUCGACUCAAGAGCCAUUGGUUGUAUCCUCCUUCUUGUUUUUGAGAGGCAGUACUUCUUUGCUAUCUAGGCAUCACUUAGACUCACUUUUAGAGGAGGGAACAAGCAAUUUUGCAGUGCUUUUUCAAAUGGGGUCAAUCUUUUUAGUUCCUAAACAAGGUCUAAGACUUAGACGAUGAAAGACAGCCCAUGCAGGGACCUGGACACUACGAUCGUAAGAGCAGCAGCGCCAUGCCAUUUGAUGGAGACUUGAUGAUUAUGCUGAAGCUGUUUGAUGACUACUUUUUCACUUAUACACUUUCACCCAUAUGAAUUUUUUGUUUUUCAAUACAGAUUGCUAAUAAUUAGGUGCUGAGAUAAAGUAAGUAAAAGUAGUGUCCAUGAUUCAUUGUUGCAUUGCCUAUCCUAUCCUAUCCCAUCCCAUCCUAUCCCAUCCCAUCCUAUCCUAUCUUAUCCUAUCUUAUCCUAUCUUAUCCUAUCUUAUCCUAUCUUAUCCUAUCUUAUCCUAUCUUAUCCUAUCUUAUCCUAUCUUAUCCUAUCUUAUCCUAUCUUAUCCUAUCUUAUCCUAUCUUAUCCUAUCUUAUCCUAUCUUAUCCUAUCUUAUCCUAUCUUAUCCUAUCUUAUCCUAUCUUAUCCUAUCUUAUCCUAUCUUAUCCUAUCUUAUCCUAUCUUAUCCUAUCUUAUCCUAUCUUAUCCUAUCUUAUCCUAUCUUAUCCUAUCUUAUCCUAUCUUAUCCUAUCUUAUCCUAUCUUAUCCUAUCUUAUCCUAUCUUAUCCUAUCUUAUCCUAUCUUAUCCUAUCUUAUCCUAUCUUAUCCUAUCUUAUCCUAUCUUAUCCUAUCUUAUCCUAUCUUAUCCUAUCUUAUCCUAUCUUAUCCUAUCUUAUCCUAUCUUAUCCUAUCUUAUCCUAUCUUAUCCUAUCUUAUCCUAUCUUAUCCUAUCUUAUCCUAUCUUAUCCUAUCUUAUCCUAUCUUAUCCUAUCUUAUCCUAUCUUAUCCUAUCUUAUCCUAUCUUAUCCUAUCUUAUCCUAUAUUAUCCUAUCUUAUCCAUGUUUACUCCAUGUUUACUUAGUUCUGUAUCUUAAUCUUUCCUCUCCUUUUCAUACAAAACCGCAGUUUGCCGCUUUGGGCUAUGAGCCAUCUGAUCCGAAAGUUGACGAGAAUCUUUGGCGCACGUGGUGGCGAAGGAGCAUUCGUUUUGCUGUUGCUCUCGUCCGCUUGCGUUUUAACCGGGGUUAUUACAUUAUGAGAUGAAGGAUUUGCUUUUGGUUGUGGAUCUUUGAUUACGUUUUCCAAGAAACAACACUCACGCCUAUGUAUGAAAAUGUUCCGGCAGCACUAGUACUUAGUCGUGCUUCAUGCUUGUUAAAACGUUAUUGAUGACGUUGAGUUGGCCGCAUAACUCUAAUGACCGCUCUCGGUGCUAUCUUCCAUGUGGAACCGGUGCACAGGUCUCACGGCAACCUGCGUGGUAGCUCUAGAAGCUACAAUACGUUUUUGCAGACGCUGGAAGGGGACAAAGGGGAACAAGGUACAGUGGAGGUGGUGGAGAGCGACGUGGGAGAAGACACGAAUGGACUUGAUAUGGCUUACAGUUUUGCGGAGAAAGAAAGCUGAAAUAAUAAGUAUACAGUCCAUAUUUUUUUUUUUUUCAGCACAGAUUUAUUGCUCUCUUCACAAAAGAAGGGUAAGUAUGCCUACGAGAUUUUUUUCUUGGAAAUAGAUCGCUCGUCGUCUAAUAUAUGUGAAGAAUCAGCAAAACAUUCCGAUGGUGUUGGUGGACUGCCGACAGCGUUUGAGGGGGAUUGGCCGAGGGGGCUUGAAAGGAGAUCUCCUG
Molecule: messenger RNA, 2124 nt
Organism: Amoebophrya sp. A25
Lineage: Eukaryota; Dinophyceae; Syndiniales; Amoebophryaceae
Source: the annotation of a GenBank genome assembly